Molecule: messenger RNA, 354 nt
Organism: Menidia menidia (Atlantic silverside)
Lineage: Eukaryota; Metazoa; Chordata; Actinopteri; Atheriniformes; Atherinopsidae
Source: the annotation of a GenBank genome assembly
GUGAUCAAUGCGAUUGAACAGGACUACCGUUUGCCCCCGCCCAUGGACUGCCCCAGUGCCUUGCACCAGUUAAUGCUGGACUGCUGGCAGAAAGACCGCAACGUACGACCUCGAUUUGCAGACAUCGUCAGCACCCUGGACAAGAUGAUCCGCAACCCCACCAGCCUCAAAGCUGUAGCCAACAUUCCUGCAGUGCCUUCUCAGCCACUGUUGGACAGAUCCAUACCUGACUUCAACACCUUCAGUUCUGUAGAAGACUGGCUCUCUGCCAUCAAGAUGAGCCAGUACAGAGAUAAAUUCCUCAACUCAGGCUUUACUUCCUUACAGCUUGUAGCUCAGAUGACCUCAGAGUGA